Molecule: messenger RNA, 3019 nt
Organism: Ruditapes philippinarum (Manila clam)
Lineage: Eukaryota; Metazoa; Mollusca; Bivalvia; Venerida; Veneridae
Exons: 3
Coding region: 99-941 (280 amino acids)
Source: RefSeq, a predicted model, not a curated record
GAGCACUCUUUAAAAGAGGCUGUGAAAUAUUAAUUGAAUAUUUGAAAAACAGAAAGGUGCCUGGUGAGAAGAAACUACGAAAUGUAUAUUAGAUCUUAAUGUUAUUGAUUGCUUUCCUUACUAAAGAAGACAAAGAACAGUCUGCCUUAUUUGAAGAUAGAACAGCAGAGAAUAAAGAGGAUUGGUGUUUAAGAGUUGCUCAGCAUCUAUUUUCACAGCUUAGUUACUCAGGAGAGUACACUAUAGAUAGUGGUUAUGAAGGUUCCAACAGGAAAAGUUGUCCUUGUUCCAACAAAGAUGAGCUUGUUGGUAAAUUUGGUGACACAAGUUUUGGUUGCCGGACAUUAUGGCAUGGAAGUGCUGACCUGAUAUUUGGGGUGGAUAUGCCUGUAAAACUGGUCCAGGAGAACACUGACAUGUCCAAGUCUGAAUCAGCAAGCUCUGAUACAGUAGAAAUGGAAACAAGCAAUACAGAAAAUGACUUUAGUUUAAAUGAUAAAUAUGAGAUGAGAGGCCAGGUCAUAGGAUUUGGUUUUUAUGUCAACAAGUUAGAAAGGCAGAAAGAAAAUCCAAAGUAUUUUUUGACUCCACAUAUUGGUAUAUCAAAGGAGAAAAUCAAGUUCCUUUUUUAUGACAGUGCUCAUGAUGUGCUUUUAGAAACAUCUGCUCACAAACUCUGUUGUUAUGGAAAUCAGUUGAGUUAUCACAUUAUUCUAACAGUUUGGUUAGUUAUGAAUUACAAAUUGUUUGGAGGAGAAACGCCGGCUAUCUUAAGAAGAUACAAGUCUGGUUUUCACAGCAUGUUUCCAUCAAAAUUAAAAGUCUACAUAGAUGAUGUUAAAGCACCAUGCCAUGUAGAUUCAUCUUUACUAAAAGAAGAUCAUCUACCAAACUAUUGUAAAUAUGUUAGUUCAGAUGUCGUUGAAGUGAGAAGUGAGUAAAGCACUGCAGUUCAAAUCAGUUGAUGAUCUGUAAAGAACAUGAUGAUAAAAUUGUAUUGAAACUUAUUAUACAUGUACAUUGUUUAAGAGAAUAGGUACAAUAGUUCUUAAAGUUUAAGGCUCAUUAUUUAAAAGAAAAAGUAGUCUCUUUGGAAAGUACUGUACUUUUAUAUGUAGAAAGACUUUAAAUCUCCAGCAACACAUAAUCUGAAUGAUCAUAGACAGCUGAUAAGCAAAUGACUGUGUUAAUGGGUCCCAUCAGUAGUUUUGAAACAAUUUAAAUGGUAAAGCUUUAAUGAGAGUUUCUGUGCAUUGUUUGUUGUCCAUUGUAUGUUAUUUUUAGCUCGACUAUUCGAUAAGAAUAAGUAGAGCUAUUGCAGUCACCCGAGCGUCGGCGUAACCACUUAUGUUAAAGUUUUUGUAAUAGUUCAAAUAUUUUCAAAGUCCAUUGACAUAUGGCUUUGAAACUUUGCACACUUGUUCACCAUCAUGACCCCAACCUGUAGACAGGAGGAGGUAACUCUAUCAAGCAUUUUGACAGAAUUAUGCCCCUUUUUCGACCUAGAAUUUACGUUAAAGUUUUUGUAAUAGUUCAAAUAUUUUCAAAGUCCAUUGACAUAUGGCUUUGAAACUUUGCACACUUGUUCACCAUCAUGACCCCAACCUGUAGACAGGAGGAGGUAACUCUAUCAAGCAUUUUGACAGAAUUAUGCCCCUUUUUCGACUUAGAAUUUACGUUAAAGUUUUUGUAAUAGUUCAAAUAUUUUCAAAGUCCAUUGACAUAUGGCUUUGAAACUUUGCACACUUGUUCACCAUCAUGACCCCAACAUGUAGACAGGAGGAGGUAACUCUAUCAAGUAUUUUUACAGAAUUAUGCCCCUUUUUCGACUUAGAAUUUACGUUAAAGUUUUUGUAAUAGUUCAAAUAUUUUCAAAGUCCAUUGACAUAUGGCUUUGAAACUUUGCACACUUGUUCACCAUCAUGACCCCAACCUGUAGACAGGAGGAGGUAACUCUAUCAAGCAUUUUGACAGAAUUAUGCCCCUUUUUUGACUUAGAAUUUACGUUAAAGUUUUUGUAAUAGUUCAAAUAUUUUCAAAGUCCAUAGACAUAUGGCUUUGAAACUUUGCACACUUGUUCAACAUCAUGACCCCAACCUGUAGACAGCAGGAGGUAACUCUAUUAAGCAUUUUGACAGAAUUAUGCCCCUUUUUCGACUUAGAAUUUACGUUAAAGUUUUUGUAAUAGUUCAAAUAUUUUCAAAGUCCAUUGACAUAUGGCUUUGAAACUUUGCACGCUUGUUCAACAUCAUGACCCCAACCUGUAAACAGGAGGAGGUAACUCUAUCAAGCAUUUUGACAGAAUUAUGCCCCUUUUUCGACUUAGAAUUUACGUUAAAGUUUUUGUAAUAGUUCAAAUAUUUUCAAAGUCCAUUGACAUAUGGCUUUGAAACUUUGCACGCUUGUUCACCAUCAUGACCCCAACCUGUAAACAGGAGGAGGUAACUGUAUCAGGCAUUUUUUUUACUAUCAAGCACUAAGAAUAGUCGAGCAUGCUGUCCUACCGACAGCUCUUGUUUGUAAUUGUUGUUUUUAGUCUUCACUCUUCUAUUGUUUUUACCCUCUUUAUCAGUUACAGAUCUUUUUUCGGGGCGUACAUGGCCAAAUUUUUAAGGUCGUUGACUUCAAACCACUUCAACCUCACCGCUGUGGGUUUGAAUCCCUACAAAAACUUUGCAUUUAUUUGUGUGAGGAAGCUUUCACAGCCAGCUUAAGGAACAUUGGUGGUUCUACUCCAGUGCCCAUUUGUGUGUGAAAAAAUUUACAGAAGGGCACCUGAGGUCUUCUUCCACUAGUAAAGCUGAAAAGUCGCCAUAUGACCUAUACUGUGUUGGUGCGAUGUAAAACCCUCUUCCCCCCAAAUGAUGUAAAAAAAAGUUCCAGACAAUAAAAGAACUUAUAUUUGAUCAACAACCUUUAAAACUAUCUAGGAUGUUGGCCCUUAGGUCAAAGGUCAAGGUGACCUUUAAUGUUUAAACUAUUUCUCCUUUGUAACUUACCUUCUAUUAGUUCCACAUUC